AUGGUGCUAGAUCUACUCAAGGAUGCAUUUAAAUUUGCAAAGAUCCCUUUAUCUUUUUAUGAGGCUAAGAAAACCAUUAACAAGUUGUGUCUUGAUUAUAUCAAGAUAGAUGUUUGCCCAAAUAAUUGCACGUUGUACUGGGAAGAUGAUAUUAAUGCAGAAUCAUAUAAGCAUUGUAACACUUCUAGAUGGAAGCUCAAGAAGGAUAGCGAUAUUGAUCAUGCUCCUAGUACAAGUAAGAAACAAAAAAAGAAGCAAAAAAAGCUUGCCAAAGUUUUGCACUAUUUUUCAUUAAAACCAAGAUUACAAAGAUUGUUUAUGUUCCUAAAAAUUGUAGAUCAUAUGAGAUGGCAUGCAGAGGAUGAUAACAAAGAUGGGAUCUUAAGGCACCCUCGAGAUGGUAAAGCAUGGAAAAGGCUUGAUACAAAUUAUCCUGAAUUUGCUUCUGAUCCUCGAAAUGUUCGAUUAGGACUAGCUACUAAUGGUUUCGAUCCUUUUGGAACAAUGAGUACUAACUAUAGCAUUUGGCCAGUGAUUUUGUUUCCAUACAAUCUUCCUCCUUGGUUAUGUAUGAAACAAUCAAAUUUUAUCCUCUCAAUGAUCAUUCCAGGUCCACGUACAGUAGGGAAUAACAUAGAUGUAUACCUACAACUACUUAUUAAGGAGUUGAAUGAGUUGUGGAGUGAAAGUGUAGAUACUUUUAAUUCAUCAAAGAAUGAAGUGUUCAAAAUGCGAGCAACUCUUUUGUGGACAGUUAGCGAUUUUCCUGGACUUGAUAUCUUAUCUGGUUGGAACACCCAUACCGGUCUUGCAUGUCCUUCUUGUAAUUUUGAUGCAGAACUUUAUCGACUUCGUUAUAGUAGAAAAGGGACCCCUCCAAAGAAGUUCUCUGGGUCAGAAAUUUUUCAGCAGGUGAAAGAUAUCAAUGUCAUAUUUGGCAGACAAUCAGAGUUGCAGAAAAGAAAAAGGAAAAACAAUGUUGGGGAAGAUACAACUCAACAAUGGAAGAAGAAAAACAUAUUCUUUGAUCUUCCAUAUUGGCAGCUUUGUUUGAAAAGAUUAAGUCUUGCAGACUUAGACAAGCUACAAAAUCAAAUUGAGGAAAAUCUUUGCCAUUUAGAGAUUUUGUUUCCUCCUUCAUUUUUUACUGUAAUGAUUCAUCUAACUGUUCAUCUAGUUGAUGAGGUAAAAAAAAGUGGCCGCUUGUUGGGAUAUUUCAAGUCCUUUAUAGGGAACAAAUCGCAACCAGAAGGUUCCAUAGCUGAAACUUACAUAGUUGAAGAAUCUCUUACUAUUUAUUCUUGUUAUUUUGAAGAAAUUGAGUCAAGAUUAAAUCGACCUAAAUGUGUAAAUGAUGAACCAAGUCAAAAUGAGGCUUAUGAAAAGUCAAGUAUGUUCCCUCAACAAGGUAAGCAUGUUGGAGGCUUCAUAACAGAACCACUGACUCAUUUGGAGAAAACACAAGCUCAUCGAUAUGUGUUACUCAAUUGUGCGGCCGUGAAGCCAUUUAUUGAGUAA
Capsicum annuum is the source of this 1518-nucleotide messenger RNA. RefSeq lists its product as uncharacterized. The coding region runs from base 1 to 1518 and encodes 505 amino acids. The transcript is spliced from 4 exons. The record is from RefSeq and is a predicted model, not a curated record. Lineage: Eukaryota; Viridiplantae; Streptophyta; Magnoliopsida; Solanales; Solanaceae.